AAAAAUGGGCUGAGAAAAUCGAUGUCAAGUGUUUUGAAAAGAAUAGGAAAAACAAAUGUUUAUAAAUAAUUAUAGUAGCCUGACUAAUUUACUGUCGCGUUUUGAGCAUUAAUAUGAUAUUAAGAUAGCGAUGAACUAAAUAUAUCAACCAUGGUAGCUUGCCGUCGGUGACACAGUGGAACUCGUAUUUAUCGUGAGUUUUAACUUUUAUUUUGUGAUAUUUUAAUGGGUAGUACUGUAUCGGUACAACAACGCAAUAUGAUGUUCUUGUUUGGGAAAAAUGCACACAAUCCUCAGGAAGCCCGAGCAAGAUUAGAAAGGAAAUUAUAUCUUGCCCGAGAAUCACCUGAACCUGAUUUCGAUUUGUCAGACUGCUGCCUUCGGCGUUUGCCGUCAGGUAUAUUUUCUAUAUGCAAGGUAUUUAGAAAAGACAAUUUAUAUCUGCAUAACAAUCGCCUGCAAUCCUUAGAAGAAGGUGGGCAGCUGUCAGAUCUGUUACUCAUUAAAGUCCUCAAUUUAAGUUGUAAUCAGUUUUUUCGAUUGCCGAAUAGCAUAAGAUAUCUGGCAAGUCUAACAGAGCUAUAUUUACAACAUAAUUUUCUUGAAUCUAUACCUGAUGGAAUAAAGUUUUUAGAGUGCUUACAAGUUUUGGACUUAUCUAAUAACAAAUUGAAACAUUUGAACCCUGGAUUAUGUAAUCUCAAAUGUUUGAGACAGUUAAAGAUAUCUGAUAACAAGCACCUCACAAAACUUUGCCCAGAGCUGUGUCUUGCUACUAAUUUGCUGUCUAUUGAAUUGAAUGGUGACAAUUUUACUUUUCCACCAUCAUACAUAGCCACACAAGGGACUAUAGAAAUUAUGAAGUAUCUAUGUUCUGAAAUGAAUAUUGAAUAUGUAGCACCCUUACCUUCUGAUAUUUCACCAUCACAAGUACCAAACAUGAAUCAUAAUCCUUUUGAAAAACAAUUAGGAAUAACAUGGGAAGAGCAAGAAGCUGCAAUGAUUGAACAAGAAAAUAAAAUUCACAAAGCUAAUCUGCAGCAAAGAGAAAAAUUUCUGUCUAAGAUUAUACAAGAACAACAAGAUUUGGAUAGUGAGAUAGCUAAAGUACAAGAAGUAAGAGAAGUAGAGAGGCAGAAGCUUAUGAAAGCUAUACAGAUGGAAGAAGAGGAAAUUGAAUGUUUGGUUAAAAACUUUAUUCAAAUUGAUAGACUGCAACCUGAGGUGGUGCAACAACAGCUGGCUUACGAGCAAGCUGAACAUGACCGCCUGCUGGAGAUCACUCGACAAAAUUAUGAUAAUGUAAGGAGGGCAGAUAUUUUAAAAGCAAUGGAAGAGCUUAUAGAAAAAGAUUCUUCUAUUCAAAUGUAUAAAAAAUAUUAUAAGGAUGACCUAAAUAACAUUAAAGAAAAUAUGUUAAUACAGGAGACCGAAGGAGCAAUGAAGUUAUCUGAACUCUUAAAUGCUAAAGAUGAGUCUCGUACCACAUUAGUUCAAACACUUCUAGAAGAUCAAGAUAUUCAGAAAGCGAUUGUUUCAUCCCUUCUAGAAAAGGUUGAUGCCAAAAGUUGGAGUCUUAAUCAGGAAAUAUCACUUAUCUCUACAAACUUAGCAAGGCUUAGUGUAAUUGAACAAGAGAAAAAGAACAUGCAAAUUGCCUUUAAUUAUAAUGAACUUUUACAACAAAGAAUUCAUUUGGUAGAGUUGUUGGACAACCUCCUGGAUCAGAGAAACAUAAGAAGGAAGCAAUUAAUUGAUACCUUAAAGGAAGUAGAAACUGAAGGUGUCAGAUCUAGUGAUUUUUGGCUCAAAAGUUAUCAAAAACUCUUGGAUUCAGCACCCAAAUCAUUGUUUAAUGUUCGGAAGUUAGACCCUGUUUUUGCAAACUACCUCUUACAAGAAGGUGUGAUACAUUGUUUGCCUUUUCUGGUUAAGUAUUUGUUUUCUAGUGAAUCCUUAUUAAAUAUCACUAAUGAGAAUUUAAGGGAGAGUGGAGUAACUCUAAGCUCAGACAGAGAAAGUAUUUUGAGAGCUUUACAGUUGUAUGUGCAGUCUAAAAGUCAGAACUAUAAUAUAGCAGAACCCAAUAGUAGCACCCAACCAAGCGCACCUUCAAAAUCUGAUCAAGAACUAAAUUGUUCAGGAGUUCUAAAUAUCAAUGAUAAAGAAAGCUCAAUAGUGGAUGGUGAAUGUGUAGUGUGUAUGGAUGCUAAGUCUGAAAUAGUUUUUGUGCCAUGUGGUCACAUGUGUUGCUGCCAGCCAUGUUCACAAAACCAGUUAGAAAAUUGCCCCAUGUGUAGGAUGGACAUCGAAAGAACAAUCAAAGCAAUUGUUGCUUAAUAAUAUAUUUAUAGGUACCUAAUAUAAUUAUAAUAUAUUGGUCAAGUUAAGCUGCUCACCAAAGUUUCUGCAUCUGAAGCUUUUUUAAAUUACAGUUUUGAUAUUAAAUAAUACUGCAUAAGUAACCUUAUUUAAUCUGCUACUGAUCCAGAUUAUUAAAAACAAAUUAUUAUUGUGGUAUAUUAAUUACUUAGCAAAUUUCACAUUAUUUUAUUUUGUAUUAUGAUAUUUUAUUUUUUGGUCAUCCUUUAUACUUGCCAUUUUCACAUUGGGUUCCUUAUAAGUUAUAACCCAGAUUGAUCAGAUAAAAGGAAUAUUUUUAUCUUUUUAGGUGAAGGACCAAAACAUGUUAUUAAAUAAUGUUGAGAUUGAUUUAAGUGUAUUAAUAAACAUUAAUAAUAAUUGUAUUCAAAAGACUAAAGAAUAACAAUUUUGCAAUAUUUUAUCUGUAAUUGUUAUAUAUUUACACCUAUGGUGUUUGACUGGUAAUAUUAGUUUACUUUUUAAUAUUACUUAUCUGUGAAAGUGAAUCAUCUGAUUGUAAUUUUAGUAAUCAGAUAAAUAAUUGUGCAAUAUGUUGAAAGUUAGAGUGAUUCAUUAGUUAGUUGAAUUUAAAAAGUCCAUUGUGAAAUGUCAAUUUGAUAAUGAUAAUAACAAGAAUAACAAUCACAUCUAAGGCUGGACGUCCUUUGGAUCGCCAGAGCGAUCGCUUCUUUUCAACAGUGUGCUACUUGAUUUUAUCAUAUUACAUCCUUUGAGAUGGACGCAGGCGGGUCAGUAUCCUAAUGGACGCGUUGAGCAAUAAUUCAUCUGCCGAAAAAUUUGCUGCCAUAGAGCAGCUUUAGAUACUUUAGUUGCUAUUGCUGCUAGAGAAGCUACUCGUAGACACUCAGGCGAUAUUAGCCAAUGUGCACAGCAACAAAAUAUGCUAAAACUUCAGAAGUUAGCUUCUAUUUCAAUUCUAGAGAACUUCAAUACAAAAAUGCAAGUUGUUGUUUAAGAAAAUUUUUGUUUAGUCGCUACGUACAAAAAACUAGCUUUUAAAUGAGAUUGGAUUUGAAAAAAAUCAAACUAGAUUUGUCUCGACUGAGCCUCUAGCAGUACCUACUGAGAUUACAAGUUUAAGAACUUUGCACAGUAUUUUGACAAAGUAAUAAAAAACGCUACUAGUGCCUUCUAAAUGUUUGUUGUAUCUAUCGUAUAUUUUGUUACAUUUGAUUUGAUUUCAAUUUUACAUGUUAAACCAGUUUUGUAUUAAACUGUGAUAUAAUGAUUAUUACUGAUAUGCCAUUUACUUCUAGUACAUAAUUAUAAGUUGUCUCAAAAGUCAAAGUUGUGUAUAAUAUUAAUCAUGUUAUGUUAUAUGAUUAUGUAAAAUAUUAUUAUUUUAAUUUAGAUUGUAACUGUUAUUACCAUUAAUAAGGGAAUAAAAUAAGUUUUUUUUUAAAUAUUUAUAGUACUUGAUAGUAUAAAACAAAAACAUUGUUAAUAUAUGAAUUGAGGAUGCAUUUAAGGAUAAAAUAGAGCACUUUUUGAUGUAAAACUGGUUAAUCUAUGUUGCUACGUAAACUCAUCCCCAACCUCGUCUAGUACAAUAUGAUAAACAUAUUUUUAUGGCACAAAAUAACCUUUUUUUACUUAUUAAAUUUUCAUAAGUAUAAAAUUGUGCUGAAUGAGAGAAGUAAUGAGUUGAUGCCAUCUUAUUAUUUAAGGGACCAUUAAUUAAAGUGCGAAUGUAGAGCAUGCCUGAGUUAUCCAAUUUGUGGCUAUUGAAUAAUAAAGUAAAUUAUGUAAUUUAAUUAAUCCAGCUUGUUAGCCUAUAUCUCUUCUUCUUUAUAGUCGUACUAGCUUUUGCCCUCAACUUCGCCUGCGUAAAUUACACAAAUUUCUAACCCCUAUUGUACCACCUUAGGGGUUGAAUUGUCAAAAAUCCUAUCUUAGCGGAUUUCUAUGUAAUAAUUCUUCUAUCAGCAUGCCAAAUUUCUGUCUGAUCCGUCCAGUAGUUUUUGAGCUCCGCAUUGAUAGAUCAGUCAGUCGGGUCGGCUUUUCUUUUUAUACUACCUAUAUAUAUUAGAUUUCUGCUGCUUACGUGUCAUUACGUGAUUAGUGGACCCCUAUCCACUAAUCACAAUAGCAGGAGUUCUCUUUGGGUAAUAAUGCAGUGGGUUCCCAGACCCUUCUGCAUAAGUGCAUACAACUCAACUAAGAAAACGAGAUUUCGAGUCUUACAGUUUUAUUCAUAAGAAUCCCUUAUUAUAACUUUUAACUGUUCUAUCGGAGUCUGAGGCAUUUUUAUAUAAGUCGCUGAGUGCCGAGCUAUCGCGCGAGCAACUCUGGCACAAAUGCGGCUUACAGUUGGUUGAGACAACCCAUGUAAAUCUCCCCCAUCUUCUUGAACCUAGACAAAAAAGUACUUACACGUUAGAAGAAAUCACAUAUAUAAAGGAAUAAUUACAUGAAUAGGAACUUCGAAAUUAAGUAAGGACUUACUUCACGACGUCCCCAGCAUCUUAUGGCAGUUAAAACUUGCAACUCUGGUGAAGUGCCACAGCCUCUCGAAUCGAG
Maniola jurtina (meadow brown) is the source of this 4905-nucleotide messenger RNA. Its product is annotated as E3 ubiquitin-protein ligase LRSAM1-like. The record is from RefSeq and is a predicted model, not a curated record. The coding region runs from base 226 to 2340 and encodes 704 amino acids. Gene Ontology annotation, molecular function: protein binding. The transcript has a single exon. Lineage: Eukaryota; Metazoa; Arthropoda; Insecta; Lepidoptera; Nymphalidae.